AUGACAUCACCAGACGAUGUACCGCCCCUCAAGCCGCCCCCGUCAUUCUCGCCCGUCACCUCCAUCUUACCCUCUAAAUCCCGGUAUUCAGACAGCAUCCAGAGCCCCCAGCCAUUCACACAUUCCCUGUCAGAAUCUGCUUUUGACCACCGCUCACUGCCGGACUUGCAGUCCACAACGUCCCCGGUGACCUCAAGAGCGUCGUCCCCUGACCGUAGGCUAUCGCGCUCGGCAUUACGUCUCUCUCGCUCAAGCAGCGGUACGCCCACAGGCUCCCAUACUGACGGAAUUGAUGGCAUCCGGUCUUUAAUAAUACGCGCCUUUUCACCUACAAUUGGUGUUUGCACUUCCCCGGAUACAGAUGCUUUAAUACAGCGCAAGGGGUUCAAAGGCGGGCUUCUGGAACUAUUACGGCCUUUUGGGGAAGAAAUACCAGGAAAGGUAGUCAUUCGAGAUGGAGUUGGAUCUAGCCGAAGUUGGGAUGACUUUGGUGUGCGGUUCACGGACCUGAUAAGUCACGAAUCAUUGAGCAGGAAGCGGGAUGAGAUUCAUCUAGCUGCUCAAUUGGAGCAAAUUUUAGAAAAGCACCUAGAAGCUGGAGAACUGCCACUGAGUACUUGGGCUCGUAGCAGUGAUCCCAUAUCGAAAACCUUCACUCCGCCGUCACCGCUUUAUAAACUUUUCCUCAGACGCCUCUUAUCUUCCUUCCCGGCAGCGCCUCAUGAAGCUUUCGAGCACCCCGUGGCAUCCGUCAUAGCGAUCUCCUCGCAUACCCCAGCACCACUCGAGUCACUACGGCAACUCUAUGCUAGAACUAGCCAUGGCGAUUGGCGACCUCCGCCCUGGGUAUAUCCAGAGUACUUGCGAUAUUAUGUCCUGGUUCACGAUGAAGACAAUGAUGACAUUAACCAAUCGACCGCGUUAUUUGAUCAAAUGAAAAGACAUUUUGGGCUUCAUUGCCAUCUUCUUCGACUACGGAGCCAUCAAUGUGUAAUCACGGAUGACGAUAGCAGUCCUUUCCCCACGCCUGAAUGGCUCAACGCCACGGAGGACCUCGUUUGCAUGGGAAAGCAAGAAUCCCUAGUGGACGUUGAAACCGCACCGCUAUAUGUGUUUGAGUCUGAUGUGACCGCCAUAAAAUCAUUUGUUCGCGAACUGGUGGCCCAAUCUGUGAUUCCUCAUAUGGAGAAUCGGGUUGCUUUGUGGAACGAUCAAGUCGCAUCGCGAAGGCGCGGGAUAAGUGGGCGUUUUAUGUCAAUAUCCAAACGCUGGACUGGCUUUGGUUCAAGUUCUAGGUCAUCAGGUUCGCCGUUUGGCGGCGGUUUAUCGAAUAAUUACGAUUCAUUUCAAGGGUUUUAUCAGCCAGAUUCUUCUGAAGCUAUCCUUCGGAAAAUGGCAGAUUACUCAUUUAUGUUGCGGGACUGGAAACUCGCAGCAUCUACCUACGAUCUGUUGAAGACAGAUUUCGGAAACGAUAAGGCGUGGAAAUAUCAUGCUGGUGCACAUGAAAUGUGUGCUUUAGCUUCUCUAUUAAACCCCUUGUCAUCAGCUAGCAAAUCCAAACUUGAGUCUAUCGAACAACUUUUGGAAACUGCCUGCUACUCUUACCUCACUAGAUCUUCUGACCCUCACAGCACUCUUCGCACUGCCAUACUUGGAGCCGAGCUUUUAAAGUCUCGCGGUGGCUUAGCAUCUGAAAUUGCUGCCAAAUGGUCCACCAAAGUGCUCGAAAUGGGCAUCCUUGGGAAUUUUGGACGGCUUCUCCUCUUCGAACGGGUAUCUGCUUGUUUCGCUUCUAAAGUUUCCACAAAUGGUACGCGAUGGGGUACUCGACGAAGAAAAGCAGGAAUGUGGUCCUUUUCCGCCGCUGAAGGGUGGUUUAAACUGGGCCAGCCCCAGCUUGCUUCUCACGCCCUGGAAGAGGCCGAUCGCCAGUAUGGCGAUGCGGCAGAAGAUGGGGUGUUUUCUCUUCCAGAGAUGCAACAGGCUGUUGACAACCUCCGUCUUGCAGUAAAAAUGGGAUGCCUUGAGGUUCGCGGAAUAAAUUGUGAGGACCCGGAAACCCUAAAAGGCGUUGAUACAGAGGAAACGCAGGUGAAAUUGAAUUAUCGUGGCCAUGCUCAUCGCAAGUCUAUAAUGGGUGGUAUAAACCCACUCGAAGCCAUUCCUCCUCCCUCCCUGCGUCCCCUCCGCUCAGAUGACGAUGCUGCACGCAAUGACGAUUUCGAAUAA
Messenger RNA from Ophidiomyces ophidiicola, 2232 nucleotides. RefSeq lists its product as uncharacterized. Lineage: Eukaryota; Fungi; Ascomycota; Eurotiomycetes; Onygenales; Onygenaceae. Gene Ontology annotation, biological process: endoplasmic reticulum to Golgi vesicle-mediated transport; protein localization to phagophore assembly site. The transcript has 2 exons. The record is from RefSeq and is a predicted model, not a curated record. Gene Ontology annotation, cellular component: phagophore assembly site; TRAPPIII protein complex; cytoplasmic vesicle. Bases 1 to 2232 code for a protein of 743 amino acids.